AGGUGGUGGUGGCGAGAGCGGCAGCUGCUUACCGCAAGCAGCCGCUCCGGAUGGGGGCGUGGGGCUGGAGCAGUUGCUGCCCUCGCCGCUGAGGGGCGCACUGCUGCUGCAGGAGCAGCAGCAGCAGGAGCUACACGCACCCUUGCAGGAGCUCGCACUUUUGGCCGCACCACCACAGCAGCAGGACCUGCAGCUGCCCGGGCUCGAUGCUGGCUCGGCGGGAAGCGGUGGCAUGCAGCCCGAGGCGGGUCCAUGGCUGCUGCCCAUGGCGCCCUCGCCGCCGCCCGGGCUGCUGCAGCCCCCUGCUUCCAGUGUUGCUGCCGGACCCGCAGUGGGCCUCCUUCCGCCUCCACCCGAUGCUGCCGCCGCUGCAGCACCGCCCCAGCAGCCUUCCCUGCUUGCGCCUGCUGCAUGCCCCACUGCUGCUGCAGGCGCAGCACCCAUGGAGGUUGAUGUGGAUGGGGGCGCACCGGCAGGGGGUGAGAUCGCGGCUCCGGCGGCACCGCUCCCAGCGGCAGCCGCUGCGGCCCCAGCAGCAGCCACGUCGUGUGCAUCACAUGCGCACCCCGCCCCGCAAGGCUACGGCGACUCGUCAGCCGCUCAGCAGCUGCCUCUGCUGCUCCUCCCUGCCGGCACCCAUUCGGAGCCGCCCGGGCUCCCACCCCACCUGGGAUCCGAAGCCCCGACUCCGCCGCUGGUUCCGGAGCAGCAGCAGCCCCUGCAGCAUGCUGGCGCCCCCGCCACUUCCGCACCCACCACUGCUGCUGCUGCGCCUCCUACCUGCUCGCUCCCUCUUCCUCCCGGCCCUUGCGGACCCACAGCAGCCGCAGCGGGUUUGCCCCCGGGCGCCGGAGGCUGGCCGACAAGCACACAGUCCGCAGCAGCGGCAGCAACGGCGGCUACGGCUCCAGCAGCGGCGCUACCUCUCCCUGUCGAUGCUGCCGCCGUUAUCGCUGCGCCGCUGCCCCUCCCCGCCACCCUCAUUCCAGGCGCCAACCCGCCGCCGCGGCCGCCUCCGAUGCUGCCGCCUGCGCUGCCCCCUCCCGGCCCCGACGUGCCGCUGGCUGCUCGGGCGGGUGCAGUCUUCGCGUUGUACUGCCUGUACGGCACGCAGCUGUGCCGGCCGCGUGUGCGGGUGUACGUGCCGCUGCCGCUGCUGGCCUCGCUGGCGGGGACGGUGACGGAGGCGGCGGCGGGCGGCUGCGGGGACGUGGUGGCGGUGGUGAGGGAGCUCUGGCGCCAGGCCGCCCUAGUGCCCGGCGGCGUGGCUCGCUUCCCCGGCGCCACCACCCCUCGCCCCCGCAGCCACAUCCACGCAGCCAUGGCCGCCAUGCGCGCAGCAGCAGCAGCCGGCAGGGCAGCCGCUGCGGGCGCCCUCGCUCCCGCCCCCGGCUCCGACACCCAUGCGGCGGGUGGUGCUGCUGCGGGCCCCCUGCGCGCCCCCCUGCCCUCCCCCUCUCUCCCCCUGGGCCCCGCCCCCGCCUUCAACCCCCUGCUGGUGUCCAACCCCACGCUGCGGGCGGCGCUGCUGCACCUGCGCACCGCACUGCCCGGGCUGGCGGACCUGGCGGCGCUGCAGCGGACCAGCGAGCUGUACGGCAAACAGCGGGCUGCCGUAUUCGCACCCACCACCACCGACACCACCAACACCAGGUCUGCUGCAGGUGCGGCUGCGGGUAGCGGUGCUGCGCCAGCCAAGGACGAGGGCACCGAUGUGGGGAGCGGUGGAGGCGGUGUGAACGCGCCGGCAGCAGCUGGGGUGGGUGGCGGUGCGGUUCCCGAGGUGUUGUUCGACGCCGGUGUGGGCGGGGAG
Messenger RNA from Astrephomene gubernaculifera, 1813 nucleotides. NCBI's taxonomy places the organism in Eukaryota, Viridiplantae, Chlorophyta, Chlorophyceae, Chlamydomonadales, Astrephomenaceae. The record is from the annotation of a GenBank genome assembly.